Messenger RNA from Gongylonema pulchrum, 366 nucleotides. The record is from the annotation of a GenBank genome assembly. NCBI's taxonomy places the organism in Eukaryota, Metazoa, Nematoda, Chromadorea, Rhabditida, Gongylonematidae.
UCCGUUCCGCAGCCAUAUUUCAGCAGCAUUGAGAACUUCCACAUUGAUGGCUUGUAUGAAUGCAUUCUCUGUGCUUGCUGCAGCACGAGCUGCCCAUCAUACUGGUGGAAUGCGGACAAAUAUCUUGGACCGGCCAUUCUUCUACAGUCCUACAGAUGGAUAAUCGAUUCUCGAGAUGAUUAUGCCAGUGAACGACUGUCAAAGAUUCACGAUCAUUUCAGUGCAUUCAAAUGUCAUACAAUUCUGAAUUGCACCAAAACUUGCCCGAAGCAUUUGGAUCCAGCAAAAGCAAUUGGAGAAAUCAAGAAGCUUCUCACUGGUUUCGAGAAAAAGGCCGCUCCAGUUGCCGCACCGGCUACUUUCUAA